AUGAGUACUGUGUUUGGUUCAUUCUGCACUAUCAAAACUCCUAUUCCUCACCUUCUACUCAUGGUUCUGAAAACCGGACCGGACCGGCCGGUUCAACCGGAAAAACCGGGAACCGGUCACCUAACCGGUCCGGGUAACACUAAUAACCGCUUGGCAAAAAACCGUGACCUCCAUGCAGCAGCAUACUUUUUGAAUCCAGAUUACUUCUAUAGUGAGGGGUUUGUUGAGAAGGCAAAUAUCUUGAGGUCUUUGCUUGAUUUAUUUGAUAUUGAAACUCUUUGCGAUGACUCGGUUGCGGCAAUGCAAGAGAUACAGUUGUAUCGAGAUCGAAAAGGAAGUUUUGGAAGGGAAAGUGCAUUGAAAGCAAUUAAGAGACUUGAACCUGGUGAAUGGUGGAGGCUACAUGGUGGGAGUGCUCCUAACUUGCAAAAAAUGGCAAUUCGUCUUCUUCAUCAAACAUCUUCAUCAUCCGGCUGCGAGAGGAACUGGAGCCUCUUUGAACAAAUCCAUUCAAAGAAGAGGAACCGAUUAGAGCAUCAAAGGCUAAGUGACAUUGUUUAUGUCACUUAUAAUCUACGCCUUCAAUCUAGAAUGCAUCGCAAGAAGAAGAAUUAUGAUCCAAUUGACAUUCAAAGCAUUGACACAGUAGAUUUUUGGGUAAUGCCGGAUGAAGGUGAUCCUGAAUUUACUAAUGGAGACAUCGAAGGCAUUGAAAAUUUAAUUUAUACGGAUAAUGCUAUGCCUUCAUAUCCUACAGAUGGAGGUGAUGUGGAACUUGAUGUGGAUUUCCCUAAUGUUGCUAAUUCUUCAAAUACAGCUUCUUUUGGUGGUACUUCUGAUGAUGGUGGCUUUGGAUUACCUGUUUAUGAUGGAGAUGUUGGAACACUUAAUGAUAAUUAUGAUUUUUGA
Molecule: messenger RNA, 909 nt
Organism: Arachis duranensis
Lineage: Eukaryota; Viridiplantae; Streptophyta; Magnoliopsida; Fabales; Fabaceae
Exons: 3
Coding region: 1-909 (302 amino acids)
Molecular function (GO): protein dimerization activity
Source: RefSeq, a predicted model, not a curated record